This is a messenger RNA of Linum tenue, 220 nucleotides long. The record is from the annotation of a GenBank genome assembly. Lineage: Eukaryota; Viridiplantae; Streptophyta; Magnoliopsida; Malpighiales; Linaceae.
AUCAAUUUGAUGGAGGAGAACACAAAUGCCGUGGGAAACUGUUUGAUCCCCCCUUGUUCCAAGGUUUAAGUAAUACAGAUGCACCACUCUCAUGCUGGAUUCCAGAACAAUCGAGGGCGGAGCCAGGAUUUCGAGACCAGGGGCGAAAAUAAUUAAACAAAAUGCCAUGGGAAACUGUUUGAUCCCCCCUUGUUCCAAGGUUUAAGUAAUACAGAUGCAC